CGCCGCGCGAGGCUGCUGCGCCGCGACGCGAUCUAACGUUCGUCUGCCUCGCGAUCCACGUGCUCGUCCCGUCUCGUCGCGCGCACCACGGAGAACCGAAGGCAAAGGACAAAAGUGAGCAGUUCGCGUUGUGGAGCGAGAAAGCCAGUGCUCGAUCGUUCGCCUCGCUCGCCUCCUUCGAGAGGGUUGCAAAGUAGACGUUACACCUACGCGCGCGCGUAAGAUUGAAAGUUAUUUCGAAAUGACACGUCGGCGCGAACGACGUGGAUUGAUCCGAUCUUAUUUCGUUCCUCGCGAGCGUUUGGAUAUGUGAAAUAGGCAAAGCGAGAGCUUUCGUCCGCUCUUCCCAGCUCGCCCCCUCCCCUUCCCCUUCUACCUCGAUCGGGGGUACCGAAAAGAGCGGGAAAGGAUCGAUCGCGCCGCAAUUGUAUCGACGCACAUAGCCAAUCGAGCGAUCACGCCCGCGGCGGAUUCGCUUCGGCCGAUCGUGUCGGAUGACUCGUGACGCGCGGGAGAGCUCUUUUCCUCGCGUUAUGUCACGAGGAGCCGAGCAGCUGCCCUUUCCGACGAGCGGGCGUUAAUGAUCGCCGAUGACGCUCCGAGAAAAAGAGCGCGAAUACGCGAGCGCUAAUUAGCCGACGACGAUGUAACGUCUGCGCGUGUGCUCGAAUCCGCGCGCUAUUUAUACGUGGAAGAGCUCGUGGUCCGAGGAGUAGGCAGCGGCAGUCGUGAAAACGAAGAGGCGCGCGUCGGAUAAUCCAUAAAGACGAGGCGACUCGGCUGGACCGAGGCUCGCAUCGCCUCGGGGGUUAUCUUUCCCGCGGAAGGGCUGCCACGUGGCGCUCGUCUUCCGCUUCCCCGGCCGGCGCAGGCGAUCGCCUCGCGAGCGGGCUUCGACUUUUGACGGGUGCCUGCGCUGGGCCAGCGGCGCGUUAAUUGCCCACGUUGAUAUAUAAUUCAGUGACGGCGCGACGCUCGGCGGAGCCGCGUUCAGAGCAGUGAGUACACGGCGGCAGGGGCGAAGCUGGAAGACGCGGAUGGUCGAUUGGCAGGGAUGUCGGACUCGCCGAAGCCGAAGCCGGAGAAGCGUAAACUGCCGCCGAGACCGAGGAUCCAGCUGCCAGUGCCGGGUCAGUACGUGCCGCGGUCGUAUCCGCACACGCCGUCGAGCUACGUCAGCGGCUCCUAUGGCCAGUCAGCGUCGAUGCCGAUGACGCCGAUGACCGGGCAACCGACCGCCGUCGUUUACACCGACAAGACCAACGAGUUUUUCACGCACCUCAAGGGCAUCAAGAAUUGGACCAAGUCGGGCUUGAGCGUCGGCGAGAAAAGCGCUUUCUGGCUCUACGAGAAGGUCAGCUCCUGGAGCAAAAGAUGGUUCACGCACAUCUUCCUGUUCUUCGUGCUGUUCUUAUACAGCAUACUAGGGGCUUUCCUCUUCAUGUACGUGGAGAGAACCAACGAGCGGAUUGUCAUGGAGGACAUUAUGUCCGAGAGCUUUUUGAACAGGUGAAAAAUUCUUCUUUAACCUGGCGAUGUACAAUGGAGAAAACGUCCGUAUGGUGCG
Phymastichus coffea is the source of this 1567-nucleotide messenger RNA. RefSeq lists its product as uncharacterized. The transcript has 3 exons. The record is from RefSeq and is a predicted model, not a curated record. Bases 1055 to 1513 code for a protein of 152 amino acids. NCBI's taxonomy places the organism in Eukaryota, Metazoa, Arthropoda, Insecta, Hymenoptera, Eulophidae.